Messenger RNA from Photinus pyralis (common eastern firefly), 1814 nucleotides. Its product is annotated as protein peste-like. Lineage: Eukaryota; Metazoa; Arthropoda; Insecta; Coleoptera; Lampyridae. The transcript is spliced from 7 exons. Gene Ontology annotation, cellular component: cytoplasm; membrane. The record is from RefSeq and is a predicted model, not a curated record. The coding region runs from base 120 to 1634 and encodes 504 amino acids. Gene Ontology annotation, molecular function: scavenger receptor activity.
UAUCUCUGAAAGCUGCGUGGAUGUAUGUGUUGUUAACAUCAUCGCAUUAGGAUUAAUGGUCCAUAGUGCAUAAAGAAGGCCCAAUCAAUAGUGCUAUUAUUGUGCGAGUUAAAGAAAUAAUGAAUCCGUUCCUAGAAAAACUGGCAAGAAGAAGCGGUCCCAGUAUGAUCGCCGCCUCGUUCUUCACAUUUGGGGUAGUAUUCCUAUUACUAUGGAAUUGGAUAUUUGAUCGAGUCCUCGCUUCGAUAUUAGUGCUCAAUACUGAAAGUCAAGUGUUCGAACCAUGGCGUACGUCGCCCGUCCCGAUUACGAUGGACGUGUAUUUCUUUAAUUGGACCAAUCCGGAGGAAAUCUACGACCACUCAAAGAAACCUGCGUUCGCUGAGCUUGGCCCGUACCGUUUCACAGAGCACAGGGAGAAAGUUAACUUUACGUGGAAUGAAAACGGUACUGUCACUUACAGACUAUGGCGGAGGUGGUAUUUCGAAGAAGGUAAAUCAGCUGGACGGCUUACAGAUAAAAUAACAACAAUUAAUCCGGCCACAAUGGUGGCAGCAAAUCAUGUCAAAAACUGGAACUAUUUCACCAAAAGAGGCCUUUCUCAUGCUUUCAGCGUUAUGGGAUACGAAAUUCACACCGUAAAAUCAGUAGGGGAAUUAAUUUUUGAUGGGUACGAUGAACCACUCUUGAAAGUUGGUCCAUUGCUUGGCAUCGACCUGCCAUCAGCUGACAAGUUCGGAUGGUUCCACCCCAGGAACAACUCGUACACGUUCGAUGGGACCAUCAACGUUGAUACAGGAUACAACGGAAGCUUAGGCGAAGUAAAGAGUUGGAAUUACAAGGAAAACAUUGAUUUUUACACUGGCAAAUGUAGACAAAUUACCGGAUCUGCGGGAGAACUCUACCCAAGACACCGGAAAAGGGAUAGCAUCUCCGUUUUCUCUACGGACACGUGUAGAAGUAUGCAACUUGACUACAAGGAAGAUACAUUAGUGAAGGGAAUUCAGGGUUAUAAGUACUCCGCACAAGCUGGAAUGUUGGACAAUGGCACUCUAAUUCCAGAAAACAAAUGCUAUUGCGAUGGAAAAUGUAUUCCAUCUGGGAUGCUGAAUAUAUCAACCUGUAGAAGUGGCGCCCCUUUGUUCGGCUCCCUUCCUCAUUUUUAUGGUGCGGAUCCCAUUUACGGAUCGAUGGUCGAAGGAAUCAAACCAGAAGAAUCGAAACAUGAGAGUUACGUAAUAUUAGAACCUAUAAGUGGGAUGCCAUUGGACGCCGUCCUGAGAUUACAGGUGAAUGUCAAAAUGUCACCAAUCAAGUAUAUAAGCAUGUACGAAGACGUUCCGGAAGUAUACCUCCCGGUAUUUUGGUUGGAACAAGUCCUGAGUAUUUCAAAUGAUAUUUCUUGGAAGCUUUGGUUAAUAUCGCAUGCGCCCACAAUAUGCCCAGUGGCUGGGGGUAUCUUUGUGCUAUCUGGCUUUCUGGUAUUUGCAUAUGUCAUUAGAAAAUUAGUAAAUGAAAUGUCUCACAAAAGGAAACGAACGAUUCAGUUUUUGAAAGAAAAGGAGCCUCUCAAUCAAAGUACCAAUCUAACCACCAGAAAAUUAAGCUAUGUCGAAAGCUUUAUUCGUAAUUAAUAAAUACAUGCAUGUAAUAGCUUUUUAAAAACCCUUCGACUGUGAUAUUACUCUCUAAAAUUAAUAAAAUAAUUAAUACUAUUAUGAUAUGUGCUAAAUUUAGAAUAAGAAAACUUGCGGGCGUUUACUAAUUAUAUAUUUCUCUACAAAUAUCUUCCAGAAUAGUAACUUUGAUAUACA